This is a messenger RNA of Pseudozyma flocculosa PF-1, 435 nucleotides long. RefSeq lists its product as uncharacterized. The transcript has 2 exons. Bases 1 to 435 code for a protein of 144 amino acids. Lineage: Eukaryota; Fungi; Basidiomycota; Ustilaginomycetes; Ustilaginales; Ustilaginaceae. The record is from RefSeq and is a predicted model, not a curated record.
AUGUCGAACCCCUCUCAAUCCGCCUCGAUCUCGUCGACGGGCCAGCUGGGCGGCGGGUCGGACGGCCUGCCCUCGAAGCGCUCGGCCAACGGCAACCCGAACCAGAGCGCCUUUGGCGGCAACGCCGCCUCGGCCACUGGUCCGCAGACGUCGACGGGGCCCCAGCAGGAGGUGGCGGGCACGCUGCCCAACAACUACAGCCUGGGCAGCACCAAGGCCGACUACAAGGUGCCCACCAACACCGUCCCCAACGAUACGCCCGCUGGCGCAGACGGACAGACUACCACGGGCGGCCGUGGCGGCGAUACCCUGCGCGAUGGACUGCAGAACCACGAGGUCGAGAUGCCCGCUACCAAGCCCCACCUCCAGCCCCAGUCCAACGAGACGUCCAAGCCCCCCUCGGCCGACCCCAGCCUGCUCAACGACGACAACUGA